Pomacea canaliculata is the source of this 1421-nucleotide messenger RNA. Its product is annotated as ephrin type-A receptor 8-like. The transcript is spliced from 4 exons. NCBI's taxonomy places the organism in Eukaryota, Metazoa, Mollusca, Gastropoda, Architaenioglossa, Ampullariidae. Gene Ontology annotation, molecular function: protein tyrosine kinase activity. Gene Ontology annotation, biological process: protein phosphorylation. Bases 92 to 610 code for a protein of 172 amino acids. The record is from RefSeq and is a predicted model, not a curated record.
UUCUUCGCUGUCUUUCUCUCCUGCUUCGUGAAAAUAAAGCAUAUUUAGAAGUUUGUGUGUUUUGCAGGCGGUCUUUGCUCGCAUCGGUCGCAUGUGUCGUCUGCGCGAAACACAGGAACAUCACGUGGACAAAGCAUUUCCUGACUGCUGGCGCAGACUGGCCCCUGAGGUGCUUGUUGCGAACACCUACAGUCGUGCAAGUGAUGUGUUCACAUUCGCAACAAUGGUGUGGGAGGUCUUUAAUGCCAGAGACAUAAGUACAAUCAAGCCCAAUGCAAGGAUCGAGGACUUUGAGCCGUGUGCUGAUAUCUCCAGAGACAGCGUGCUAAGUUUUGUCAGAGAGAAUACGGAGCUACCCAAACCCGAACUCUGUCCACACUGGCUCCAUAGUUUGGUUCUGGAUUGUCGUCACUCCAUUCCCAGCAAGAGGCCAACAGCCGCGGACAUUCUGAACAUUCUGCGCCAACAUCUGUCUGGUGCAUCACCACCCAAACCUUUCAUUAUCAAGUACCUGUGCGAUCCAGCUCCUGAGAACAGAUCAUCAGAGGAGACAACUGAAAAAUUCGAGGCAGACACAUGUGCGCAAAAAAGUUGGAACCAUCUUAGGUAGCAUAAGAAAACAUUUCGCAACCAGAAAAGAUCUUAAGUCAGAGAAUUUGGACGAAAGACAUCCUACUAAUAAAAAAUUUACAAAGUCUAAGAGAUGGAAGAGUACAAACCAUAACCAGCGGGAGGUAAAGGUUCCCCUGAUGGUACAUUUCCAUGAGGGAAACGCUCCUCAGAGGGAGAAAGACACGAAGUCCACCAUCUUGAAUGGUAUGGACAGGAGAAGAGAUUUCUGCGUUCACGACAGUGCAAGUCAAAAUGUCAUCUUGGGAAGCAGGUUAAAAACAGAGAGAGAAGAUGUGAACAGUGAGCUGCCACAAGGUGAAGUAUGUGAGGACAGUGACUACGCCGUCAUCCCACCAAUAUGUGUUAAUGAUGACGAUAUCAACAUUGAAGUAAACGGUUGCUCCUUAGUUUAUCAGCUUCAGAAGCCAUGCAGCGACGUAUUCAAUAACAUGAAUGAGACCAGCCUCCACUUGAUAGCUUCCAAUGAACAGGACAACAUCCACGAAGAAGACAACGGCUGCUCCUCAGUCAAUGAGUUUGAGCAGUCACGCAAUGAAACAUUUGAGGACAAGGAUGAAAACAUCCCCAAAGGCAUACACUCUAGCUCAGAAACAGAAAAUUAUUACUCUUCUCUUUGUCUACCCGAGGUUGGCCAGGGUCACGAGUAUGAUUACAUUGUGUCACGCAGCUCCUCCUUUCGCCAAAUAAAUGUUCUCUCACCUACACUAGACGAUGAAAUGGAGCAUCAAAUGUCACUGUUAGAACAUGAAGAAUCGUCUAUUUCCAUAUCAGAAAACAAAAAUCGAGUG